GACGGGGUUGGUUUAGGAGAUCAGGAUGGAUAGUGAAAAGGUUUCUCUCCUCGGAGAUUCUGCUCCGUCCAGUCCUAUUGUAUCAGUGGUUCAACCUUUAGUACAGGAGCAAGCCAUGAUGACCUCUACUCCUCUUCUGGUUCCAGCAAUAGAGGUUGAGGCUGGAACUCCGGAGCAAGUUUCUCCGUCCCGUCCUAGGCUAGACCUGGAUCCAACCAGACUCGAAUCUCGUCUUCCUCAUAGUGGGAGCAAACAUAGUCUUAAGACGUUAGCUCAUCAUCAGAGAAAGAGGGAGACCCGGAGACAGAAAUCCUCCGCCCAGCUCCCUGCUCAUGGAGAGGUUCAGAGGAUGGAGCAGAGUCUGCUCAAGCUCCUCAAGGAGUUCAACACUGGAGAGCUCAGAGGGUUCGACUCCGCCUACAGUCUUGAGCAGAUGGAAAGUGUUAGGGAUCAACAAGAAGCUUUAGCUCGGAAACAUUUUGAGCUGGGAGCUCAGCAGGAUCUUCAUCCGCUCCUCUCCGAUGAUGGUUUAAAGUUGGCAAGUGAGAAUAUGUCUCAGCUCAUCACUAGUUUAGAAAAGAUAAGCCAUGCUAUCGGAAACCUGAGUUGUCUGGACCGGAUGGUAGACCCUGGUAUCCGGGUAGUGGAGGAGAUAGACCGAGGUCGGAGAGGGGAGAGACCAAUCCUAACCCGGGGAGAUACGGAUAGAAGUUCAAGAGAAGAAAGUUUACAGUUCUCUCGAAGGUCUACGAUGUCAAACCAGACCAGCAGUUCUAAUAUACAAGAAGAGGAGCCUAGAUAAAUAUACAUUCCGAUCAAUCCUUUUCAAUUCUUAUCUGUUAUUUGUAUAUUAAAUCUUGCGCUAGAUUCAUACUGAAAACAAAAUUUUAUCUGUUAACAAAUUUACAUCUAAAGUUCUCCUUAUUUUAAUUUACUAUUUCAAACUGGCAUAUAAUUUUGUAAUUUUUCUGACUUAAUUAUGCAGUUUGUAGAUUGUAGGUGUACUUCUUUUUAUUGUCAAAACUUGCGUCUAUAUUUAUUUGUAUUAUAUAUUUAAUAUAACGAUGGAAUCCUUGACGACGUGUUGACUUUAGAUAAUGAUUGUUGAUCGUCUCUUUUUCCAUAUAAUCCUACCGACAAAUGUAAUUAAUAACUGUAUGAUUGUAUGCCAAUGAUACCCCAUCAUCUGUCAGUCUUAAAACCUUCACAGAGGAUUAAUGUUUUCUAUAUUUCAGA
This is a messenger RNA of Eurytemora carolleeae, 1236 nucleotides long. RefSeq lists its product as uncharacterized. The record is from RefSeq and is a predicted model, not a curated record. The transcript is spliced from 7 exons. Bases 26 to 802 code for a protein of 258 amino acids. Lineage: Eukaryota; Metazoa; Arthropoda; Copepoda; Calanoida; Temoridae.